CUUGAACGUGAACCACCCACCAGGUCGCACCGGUUGCGCCCCUCGCGUCGAACAACCUACACUACAUUCCCUUGUAACUCUGCUGUACUACUAAUAAUCCAAUAUGCUUGAUUCCCUCAUGGACGAAUUGAACACCGCCCUCACAGCCGUGAGUGAGGCGGAGCGCUCCUUGAACCUGACUCACGGCGCAACCUCCCUCAAGCGGUCUCGUGCCAGUGCUGCGUUGGACUCGGAGACCAUUAACCCGCCUAUCGAGGACGACGCAAUCAAACGAUCCCGCACGCAGUACCUGCCCGUCUUCUCUCGCAACCCCAUGAACCCUUACUUGGCUGCUGGCGACGCUGUGCCGACACUCAGGCAACUCCUCGCAAUUGAUACUAGAGCGGCUUAUGCUUCUGGCACGCUUCUCGAGUCUGACAUUCUUGGCGAGAUGAAGACGAACGCCGGUAUGCUACGUGAUCGCAUCAACGUCGACAUCCCAGAGCUGUCCCCGAAGGCUCUCGAACCGGCUGUGUUCUCUGCUUCCUCAGAUGGCAAGAAGACCACUGCGAAUGUCUUGGAUCGUGCUAUGUUCUCGUUCGACAUACUGGGUAGUGAAGCUCGUACCGAAGAUGUCUAUGCUGACUUGGUCCGUCGUGAAGUCGAGACGACCGUGGUCGGAGACGAAGACUUUGACUCAUCCUUAUCGGACAUUCUCCACGACACGGGUGCAACCUUCUCUCAGGGCUCUGCUAGUCUCUUCGGUGGCUGCCUCGCGCAGAAAGUCCAGUGCGCCAAGUGUCAAGACGCGAAAGUUCUACGCAAACGACUGGAGGAACAGAUCAAGACACUUCAAGAUCAGCUAGCGACUAAGCAGCAGAAAGCGCAGGAGGUCUUCCAACUCAGUGGCGAGAACUACUGUGAGUCGCAUAGCGUAGAUGGGCGGGAGUAGAAGCUUAUGCCCAGUAGCACUCGACAUGAAGCUGAGACGC
This is a messenger RNA of Rhodofomes roseus, 971 nucleotides long. RefSeq lists its product as uncharacterized. The transcript has 3 exons. Bases 104 to 931 code for a protein of 275 amino acids. The record is from RefSeq and is a predicted model, not a curated record. Lineage: Eukaryota; Fungi; Basidiomycota; Agaricomycetes; Polyporales; Fomitopsidaceae.